Messenger RNA from Dunckerocampus dactyliophorus (ringed pipefish), 4883 nucleotides. RefSeq names its product vascular endothelial growth factor Ba (gene vegfba). Gene Ontology annotation, biological process: positive regulation of endothelial cell proliferation; positive regulation of angiogenesis; vascular endothelial growth factor receptor signaling pathway. The record is from RefSeq and is a predicted model, not a curated record. Gene Ontology annotation, molecular function: growth factor activity; chemoattractant activity; vascular endothelial growth factor receptor binding. Gene Ontology annotation, cellular component: membrane. Bases 726 to 1424 code for a protein of 232 amino acids. The transcript has 8 exons. NCBI's taxonomy places the organism in Eukaryota, Metazoa, Chordata, Actinopteri, Syngnathiformes, Syngnathidae.
AACAAAGUUGUGGAGCGGGGCAAUAAUGCUUCUUCCGCCGCGUGCGUCUCAAGGGCAAAAAGCUACGGCGCCAAAUGAAGACUGCUCGCUAACACCUUCUGUCUCUUUUGGCAAAGCCUCGUCGCUGCCGCCGCCGCUGCUGCUAUGCAAACCUCCCUCCCUCUCUUUGCGCGUGCCCUUUUCUGAUUUUCAAGAGGAUUUUCUAUAAGAUGCGCCUGCUGGCGGAGGAAGGUGACGUGCUCCGCGGGAGCGACGGCAUGGAGACUCUGUGACCGAGCUUGGAGCAGGAAUAUGCGGCACUGUCGCCCUCCCUCCCUCCCUCCCUGUCAUGCGGUGGAUAUCUACAUGAGCAGCAUCCUCCGGUUCCUUUUAUUUCGUUCCUGGAGGAUUCGAACAUCCGUCCGGAGGGAAGAAAGCACGUCACGGAUCCGCUUCGUGUGAUCCGGCGGACGGCAGCUUUCAAGUAAAGUUUGCACAAGUCCUCCUUGUAAUAAUCACCAUUUUGAAGCGGUCAUGGAGCGUGUCAUUGACAGGCGGAUAACGUGAGAGUUUGAUGGCCGUUUCAACUUGGGACGAAGAUGCCACCCUGGAGCGGAGACUGGCGAGUGAAAGCCGGGAUUGAGCGUCUUUGAUCGGUCACGGAGGACACGGAGACAUCUUUGGAUUGGUCCAAAAAUAUAUAUAUAUAUAUAUUAUUUUACGUGGCCCUUGGACUCCUGCGCACAAUGGGGAUUAUGCUCCAAGUUAUUCUAGGAAUGUUUCAAUUCCUGCUGCUCACCAGAAUCCCCACAUCCCAUGCCAAGCUGGCUCAUUGGCGGCCCACGGACCCGUCCAAAUCCAGAGAAGUGCGACGGUGGCUGGAGGUGUACUCACAGAGCAGCUGUGAGCCUCGAGAAACCUUGGUGGAGGUUUGGAAGGAGUUGCCGGGGGAGACGCAUCACCUUUUUGUGCCCUCCUGCGUGGCGGUGAGGAGAUGUGGAGGCUGCUGCGCGGACGAGGCAAUGGAGUGCGUUCCCUCGCUCACACACACGGUCACGAUGGAGCUGAUGAGGACUUCCUUCAUGAGGCAUGAGCUCACCGAGUUGUCCUUUGUGGAGCACAGCCAGUGUGAGUGCCGAGUAAAAGCACAGUUCCAGCCAACGCCAACUACAAGGCCCAAUCACACGCCAACGAGAGUCAAGAAAAAGAGGAGGGGAAAGAAGACAGUUGCAGCCGCCAGAACUGCAACCCCAAUCCUCACACCUCCCCCCACCAGCUCCCUUUCACUGUCCACGCGGCCCUCCUGUCGACCCUGCAGAGGGAGGAAGUGGGUGCUGGAUGCAGUGUCUUGUCGGUGUCUCUGCACCAUCGCUGCUGAGAGCUGCCACAGGAAAGACAGGAGGUUCAACCCUCACCGCUGCAGGUGUGACGCCGUGAGGACUUGACGACCUCCGCCUCCUCCCCGACCACCCAAAACCCACCAAAAGGAAGUAUUAGCGGACGCGCACAGCACACCACCCGUAGUCGCUUUGUCGUCAAGCCACCAGUGUAGCAACGUAGAGCUAGAACAUGUGUGUAUGUUUGUGUGGUCUCACAUGUACAGUACGCACAUGCACAGCCGUGGGAGGCAAGCGGUGGUGACUUGUCAUUUAUGGAUAAACAUUCCCAAUGGAGCCUGGACUCUGGCAGUGGGACAAUCUAUAGAAGCGCACCGUACAGUGAUGACAUGGCUUCAGGUUCACGUCAAGGCCAGUGCUUGUGUGUGUGUGUGUGUGUGUGUGUGUGUGUGUGUGCGUGUGCGGAGGAUUUAAAUGAGAUAAAAGGUGCAAACACACUCAGACAUGCCAGACGGGACAUAGGAUAUGCACAUGGAAUGGCAUGUGGACCUGUAUAAGCACUGCUGAAUGUACGUAUCUGUGUGGUCCGGGGGCUCUGAAAGACCCAGAUGGGUUAUCCUCGGCGCCCUUCUCCCCUCAUUCAGAGCGCAUGAGCGGCAUUUGUUUAAUUUGGGCCCUUUUGUCUCCAUCUUUCCUCUGCUCGCCCAUUGAAAGCGGUCGCUCGCACAGCCUCUCUUUUGGGCAGUGAGAAGAAUGACAAUAAUGAGGUCUGGCGUCUGUCCACUGCUUUGCGCCCACACACACACACACACACACACACACACACACACACACACACACUUAAAGCAGCAGGAACACACACAACACACUAAAGCAAUGUGAAAUGAGCAGGUAGCCAUACGUUCUUUUUUACGUCAACCUUUUUUAUAUAUUACCGCAGAUUGUUUGUGAACUAUAAGCCUCACUUUGAUAUAUUUUAUUAUGAUUGCGUCGCGGAAUGUCUCUUUGUUUUGUGUAAUCCGUCUGCAUAAAGCGCCACACGGCGGGUGGCCCAAAUGUAUUGAAUUUAAAGGCCAUAUAUAUUAUAAUGUGUGCAGCCAUUCCCACUGCAGUCAAAGGAAAAAGUGCUUGGUUAUUUUGUUUUGGAUCGGGACGGAAUCAGCCGCUUGAACCGCCGUGAGCUGACACGGAGCUCGCAGAAAGGAUGAGGCCUCAGUCGGCGUGACGAGCGAGAGCCAGAGUGGCGUUGACGUGACGGCCCACAAGAAGCAUAAUGGCGCAGGUCAGGGAGUUAAAACCUCUUUUCUUUCUCUCUUAUUGCAAGCGUGUCAUGUGCUCCAUUUUACCAGUCACAUUUUGUCCCUGUGGUAUACACGGGAGCGCUGAAAGCCCCAUGAUUCAGUGCAACGCCCCCCUCACACACACACACACACACACACACACACACCACCCAGGGUUCAAGAACAGUCUGCUAAUAAACGCUGAACGCCUCCAGCAAAGACGCGCUCCGAAAAAAUAGCAUAUUUAUGACGUAGUCAGCGUUACGCUUCAUCACUACCUCUCUAUUGUACCACACUCAUCAAUUACUGCAUUGUUCCAUCUACACACAAUAGUAACACACAAAUAGUCCCACUGCAAACCCCAGCCUUUUAAUACGAGACAGUCCUCCUCCCAGAAAAAGCAGGGGUGUCCUGCACCUGUUUUUUUUAUUGGCCCGCCGCAAAGUCUAAAAAUAUAAUUAAACAAGAAAACAAAAAAAAACAAAACAGAAACCAACAGCAGCAAAAACAAAAAACUCUGCAGUAAUUUUACAAGAAUUAAGUCGAAACAUGAGGAUGAAAAUGGUGCAAUGUAGCGCAAAGAAAGAAGGAAUAAUGUCAUUUUAGUUGUUGAAAUAUUAAAAUCAUAAUAUGAGAAAUAAACUAAAUUGUCAACUUUUAGUGGAAAAAGUUAUAAUGUUACAAGAAUAAAGUCAAAAUAUUGCGAGAAAAAAAUGUACAAGAGGAAAGUUGAAACUGCUGAGAAUUUUAUUUUUGUUUAACCCGGCAGAAAAGGACAAAACAGCUGUAAUUUUCCAAGAAUAAAGUCAAAAUAUGAAGACAACAAUGGUGCAGUCGAACGCAAAAAAGCAAUUGUAAACUUUGGGGCAAAAUUGGGUUGCAGAAAAAGUUCUGUCACGAGAAUGAAGUCAAAACAUGACAGGAAGAAUGUCAGAAAGUUUACAAGAUGAAAUUUGAAAUAAAAAAACCUACAGAAAUGGAAAAAACUGCUGUAAUUUUACAAGAAUGAAGUUUAAAUAUGACGACCAAAAUGGUGCAAUCUAAUGCAAAACAGUCGUCAUUUGACAGGAAUAAUAUGAUAACGUUAUGACACAAAUAAUGUCAUUUCAGCAGCAAGAUGAAAUAUUAAAGUCCUAAAAUAAGAAAAAAUUAAAGUUGUCAACGUUUUGGGAAAAUGAAUUUGCUGAAAAGGUUACAAGAAUAAAGUCAAAAUAUUACAGGAAGAAAGUCAUAUUACGAGAAGAAAAUGUACAAGAGAAAGUUGAAAAAAACAAAAAACGGCUGUAAUUGUGCAACAAUAAAGGUUGUAAAACAAAUGGUAUUCUAAGAAAAAAACUCAUAUUACGACAGAAAAGGUUCAAUCUAAUGCAAAAUAAGCGACAAUUUUACGACAGUUACGUCGUGAGGACAAAUAACACCAUUUUAGUAGCCUGAAGUUGAAAUAUUUAGGAAAAACAUUUUUUUUCUUAAAUAAAUACGUAAACGCCCCUUGUUUGAACGCUUACACCUUGCACAACAACGUCAUUCCUCACGGGUUCACGCACAGACACACACACACACACACACACACACACACAGAACUAUUGCGUUUUGUACUGGGAAUGUUUUUGUGAUGACCGUACCCAGACUGCACUUUUGCUUGGGUUGUAAAGCACACACAGUGCGGCGCACUUACGCGUAUUCUUGCAGAAAAUGGACGCGUGGGAAAAACAUUCCGCCUGAAAGAGAUCAGGCGCUGAGCUCAUCUUGCUUCGAAGUGUCACUUGUGUGUUCGGAGCAAGAAAUGCAGCUGGACGUGCAGCGUCAGCACAGCACCUCUUUGAGACUGACAGCUUGGGACAUCAUAUUCUGCCUGUGCUAACGUCUGUAAUUGAACGUGAACGUGCUUUGUAUCUGCACACUGUAACAAUAGAUCAGUCCCGUGUCCUAGUGGCUCCUUAGGGUUAGGGUUAGGGUAAGGGUUAGGCUAACCUAACCAUCCUUGUUAACCCUUCCUACCCUAACCCUAACCUCCUAAUCUCCUAACCUCCUAACCCCAACCCUAAGUAUACGACCUUUAUAACCUCUAAUAUCCUGUCUAUGACAUUCCUUAGACUUGUACGUGUUGUCUCUUUUUUGCUGCUACACCAUUUGUGCCCUUUAAGGCCGUCUUUGCAGGUUUAUGUUGCAUCAGUAGAGCGCAUAAAUGCCACUUCAACACGUCAAACAGUGUACCGCGUCAAAUGUAUGGGAAGUGAUCCGUGCCCGGUGUUACAGAUGUUAUUAAAGCUCUUAUUUUUCAUACAAA